Molecule: messenger RNA, 969 nt
Organism: Penicillium cinerascens
Lineage: Eukaryota; Fungi; Ascomycota; Eurotiomycetes; Eurotiales; Aspergillaceae
Product: deubiquitinase OTU2
Exons: 1
Coding region: 1-969 (322 amino acids)
Biological process (GO): protein deubiquitination
Molecular function (GO): cysteine-type deubiquitinase activity
Source: RefSeq, a predicted model, not a curated record
AUGGACGAACUCCUCGCCAAACACCGCAAGGAGCAGAAGGACCUUCAAGGGCGGAUUACCCAGAAGAAAAAGUCCGCCACUAAGAAGACCCGCAAGGGCGUCAAUGAUGAAUGCGAGCGGAUGCAACGGGAUCUCACAGAGCAACAACAAGCUGAAAUCACAAAUUUGAAUGGGGAUUCAGUUGAGGCCAUCGAGUCCCUCGAAGAUUUGAGCCUGGAAGACGGUGCACCGACAAAUGGAGAAUCGAACGAGGACAAGACGACACAACCAGCCCAAGACGAGCCUUCUCCCAGCCCCGAAUCAGAGCAGCCCACGGCCCGUGGCAAGAAACCCAACCGCCAAAAAGCCCGUCUCGCUCGCCGCGCUGCCGAACAAGCUGCCCAGGCCGAGGCCGCCGCCGAAGAAGCCGCGAACCAAACCAACUACCGCGGCAAUGAGCAGGAAGUCAUGGACGCAGUAUUUAAAAAACUAGGCCUGAGGGAAGUCGAAGUCACCCCGGACGGGCACUGCCUCUACUCUGCGAUUGCCAAGCAGCUCGACGAGUCUGGAGUCGGCUUGCGGCCGGACCCAAGCCGAAUCAUCCUGCAGCCGACGACACAAUCACGUAUCGACACUGUCGCUUCGCCGCAACAUGAUGGCUACCGAGCAGUCCGGGCGGUCACGGCUGAUUUUAUCGUGGAACACAAGGAAGACUUUGAGGCAUUCAUGGAAGAGCCUUUGGACGUCUAUACUCGGAAGAUCAAGCUUACAGCCGAGUGGGGUGGUCAGCUGGAGCUGCAGGCUAUUGCGCGGGCAUACGGAGUCGACAUCAAUGUCGUGCAGAAAGAUGGGAGAUUGGAGAAAAUCGAGUGCGGUGAGAUGGACAGUUUUGAGGAAGAGGAAAAGCGCAAGCGCGUCCUGUGGCUGGCGUACUACCGACACUCGUACGGGCUCGGCGAGCACUACAACGCUCUGUUCGAGCAGAAAUAG